AUGGCCAACGACGAAUACGACUUUCUCUUCAAAGUGGUGUUGAUCGGAGAUUCGGGUAGCUCCAAGUCCACCAUCGGCGUGGAGUUUGCGACUCGUUCGAUCCAGGUCGACUCUAAGACCAUCAAGGCACAGAUCUGGGAUACUGCUGGUCAGGAGCGCUACCGGGCCAUCACCUCUGCCUACUACCGUGGCGCCGUCGGUGCCCUCCUCGUCUACGAUAUCAGCAAGCACCAGACCUACGACAAUGUCAACCGGUGGUUGAAGGAGCUGCGUGACCACGCUGACUCUAACAUUGUGAUCAUGCUGGUCGGUAACAAGAGCGAUUUGCGACACCUCCGUGCAGUUCCCACCGAGGAAGCCAAGCAGUUUGCCAGCGAGAACAACCUCUCUUUCAUUGAAACUUCUGCCCUUGACGCCAGCAACGUCGAGCUUGCAUUCCAAAAUAUCCUCACAGAAAUUUACCGCAUUGUCUCCAGCAAGGCCCUCGACUCCGGUGAGUCUGGCCAGAACCAGCCCGGUGCCCGCCAGCCGGUCAUCGAUUUCACGCCCCAGGACAGUGAGCAGAAGCAGGGCUGCUGCUAG
Molecule: messenger RNA, 582 nt
Organism: Penicillium maclennaniae
Lineage: Eukaryota; Fungi; Ascomycota; Eurotiomycetes; Eurotiales; Aspergillaceae
Product: Rab family GTPase
Exons: 6
Coding region: 1-582 (193 amino acids)
Biological process (GO): exocytosis
Cellular component (GO): recycling endosome
Molecular function (GO): GTP binding; GTPase activity
Source: RefSeq, a predicted model, not a curated record